Entelurus aequoreus (snake pipefish) is the source of this 4227-nucleotide messenger RNA. It is a transcript of the gene dhx30, whose product is annotated as DEAH (Asp-Glu-Ala-His) box helicase 30. Gene Ontology annotation, cellular component: nucleus; cytoplasm; intracellular anatomical structure. Lineage: Eukaryota; Metazoa; Chordata; Actinopteri; Syngnathiformes; Syngnathidae. Gene Ontology annotation, molecular function: DNA helicase activity; G-quadruplex RNA binding; ATP binding. Bases 57 to 3998 code for a protein of 1313 amino acids. The record is from RefSeq and is a predicted model, not a curated record. The transcript has 21 exons.
GGCACCGUCGUGGCGCCGCCGCCACACCGUAGAAGAAGAUAUUUUGUAACUCAAAGAUGGCGCAACCCGGCGUUUUACUCGUGCGUUUGAGAGCGCUGUGUCGUCUCAGCAAAUGUCUUCAAACGGGACGACCAACGGCGUCAAACUGGGGCAGGCACAUGCGGUGGUGUCGGACACCAACCGCGAGCUGCAGGGGUUAUAGCACGUCACAUAUCCAAUAUAAACAAGGGAACAUUAACUCCAACUUGCUGGAUGAGUUUCCGGACCCCAAAUGUCUCCUACAUAACACGGUUUCUCGCUCAUUGGGACUCAACGACCUGUCUCAGCUCAUCCAGUACACCUGCACCGAGGACCCGGGCGUCAAGAAAGCCACUGUUACCGUACACUGGCCCAGCAAGUUUGAGAAAGAAGGUUUUGCCUCCAAGAAAGCAGAUGCAGAGAGAUUUGCUGCGGCUGCUGCUUGCCAACAGCUCAAAGAAAUUGGUGUGAUCGGCCCAAAUAAUCAGCUCCCCAGAAGGAGCUUCGGCAGAUGGAGAGGAGUGAAAUCAGCUCUCUGUGAUGUCAAUGAAGACCCCCGGACUGGAUGGGUCCAAGAUUCUACAACAGAAUUGGCGCCACCUCUCCCCGAAAGCACGUCUGAUUUUGCCGAAGCUCUUUCUCUCUUCCCUUCUCCCGUAGGGCUGUUAAACAAGGUGGUGCAGGUGGCCACUGGCCGUAACAGCAGCAAAGAGCAGAUAGAGUACAACACAGGAGGAGGGAAGCUCAAAAGUUGUGAGCUGACCCUGCGCUGGCCGCAGGAAAUGACUUUCACAGCGAGGGCGAGCAACAAGGCUGAAGCAAAGAAACGGGCAGCGGCUCUUGCCUGCGUGCGACUGAAGGAGCUCAAGCUUCUAGAUGGGAACAACAAACCACUCACUCAUGCCGGGUACCACAGGGGGAAGGUGAGGGAAGCGGCAGAGAGUGGGCGGCGUCCUCUUCAGGUGCAAGUCCCGGACUACCUGAAGGAACGUAUGAGAGAAUAUCUCGCACAGGAAAUUGGUGUGAUCGGCCCAAAUAAUCAUCUCCCCAGAAGGAGCUCCGGCAGAUGGAGAGGAGUGAAAUCAGCUCUCUGUGAUGUCAAUGAAGACCCCCGGACUGGAUGGGAAGCUCUUUCUCUCUUCCCUUCUCCCGUAGGGCUGUUAAACAAGGUGGUGCAGGUGGCCACUGGCCAUAACACCAGCAAAGAGCAGAUAGAGUACAACACAGGAGGAGGGAAGCUCAAAAGUUGUGAGCUGACCCUGCGCUGGCCGCAGGAAAUGACUUUCACAGCGAGGGCGAGCAACAAGGCUGAAGCAAAGAAACGGGCAGCGGCUCUUGCCUGCGUACGACUGAAGGAGCUCAAGCUUCUAGAUGGGAACAACAAACCACUCACUCAUGCCGGGUACCACAGGGGGAAGGUGAGGGAAGCGGCAGAGAGUGGGCGGCGUCCUCUUCAGGUGCAAGUCCCGGACUACCUGAAGGAACGUAUGAGAGAAUAUCUCGCACAGUACCCAGUAGAUGCAGAGGUGCAGAAACUCUGUGAGGAAGAGAGAGAAGAGCAUGUAGCAGAAGAGGAAGACAACUUGGCGAUAGACGCCAUCACAGGAAAGCCAUACAGGGAGCUGUCUCCACAGGAGGUCCAGUACCUCAACAACCGCCUGCAGGACAAGUGGAAGAGCGCCUCCCCCGGGCUGAGCGUGGCGCUGCCAGUCGACAGCCAUCGGCAGCGUGUCAUCUCGGCCGUGCAGUCUUCCAGGGUGGUAGUGAUUGCCGGAGAGACCGGAUGCGGCAAAACCACACGGAUCCCACGAUUCCUCCUGGAGGAGCGUGUGAUGGCAGGGCAGGGGGCCCAGUGCAACAUCUUGGUGACACAACCUCGCCGGAUCAGUGCUGUGUCGGUCGCCCAUCGCGUUGUCCAGGAGAUGGGCCCUGAUCUCCAACGCUCUGUGGGAUACCAGGUGAGACUGGAAAGCAGACCACCAGAACAGAGCGCUGGAGCCUUGCUCUUCCUUACAGUCGGCGUCCUGCUGAGGAAACUGCGGUCCAACCCCACUCUGAAGGGAAUAAGCCACGUGGUGGUGGACGAGGUGCACGAGCGUGAUGUCAACACAGACCUGCUGCUGGCACUGUUGCGCUCUAGUAUGGAAAAAAACCCUGACCUGCGCGUGGUGCUCAUGAGCGCCACUGGAGACAACCAGCGGCUGGCUCACUAUUUCGGGGACUGUGUUAUUGUGAAGGUUCCUGGAUUCAUGCAUCCUGUUCAAGAGAAAUAUUUGGAGGACCUCCUAAGAGAAAUGGGGCGCCGCUUGCCUGUUAAAAAGAGCAAUGAGGCCUCUCCAGAUCUGGAUCUUGUUGCUGAUGUCAUUGAACACAUUGACAGACAUGGACAACCAGGUGCAGUGUUGUGUUUCCUGCCCGGGUGGCAGGACAUUAGGACCGUUCAGCAGCUGCUUGAGAUGAAACCGCACUUUUCCUUUGGCUCUCAGAUGAUCCUGCCGCUGCACUCUAGUUUGUCAGUGGCAGAUCAGCAGGCGGUGUUCCAUCACCCCCAAGAGGGCCGAAGGAAAAUUGUUCUGGCCACCAAUAUAGCCGAGACCUCCAUCACCAUAGAUGAUAUUGUGCAUGUUGUGGAUGCAGGAACCCACAAAGAGCAUAGUUACGACCCACGCACUAAAGUGUCUUGUCUGGACACGGUGUGGAUAUCUCAAUCCAAUGUCACCCAAAGAAAAGGAAGAGCGGGGCGCUGUCAACCGGGGCAAUCGUAUCAUCUGUUCCCACGAAAACAUCUGGACUCUAUGACCCUUUUCCCCAUUCCGGAGAUCCUGCGCAUCCCCCUGGAGAGCUUGGUGGUUCAGGCCAAGAUUCACAGUCCAAAAUGCAAGGCUGUAGACUUCUUGUCGCAAGUGUUAGACAGCCCAGAGAAGGGAGCGGUGGCAGACGCUGUCCAAACUCUGCAAGACAUCGGAGUUCUUGACGGGUCCGAAACGCUGACACCUUUAGGAGAGCGUGUGGCCUCCAUGUCAUGUGACCCACGUCUGGGCAAAGUUCUGGUCCUGAGCACAAUGUUCAGAUGCGUCCUACCCAUGUUGUCUAUAGCCGCCUGUCUGACCCGGGAUCCUUUCUACAACAGCCUGCAAAACCGAUCGUUGGUCACCGAGGCCAAAGCCAAACUGAGCGGCUCCAGCUGUAGCGACUACUUGGUGUUCAGCCGAGCCGUGUUGGGAUGGAGAAGGCUUCAGCAAGAGGGCGACCGCAAGGAAAGCGACAAUUAUCUAGAAAUGAACAUCUUAUCAAGGCCCAGCCUCCGAUUCAUCAAUGGCUUGAUUUCUCAGUUCAGCGACAACCUCCGCGAGGCUCAGCUGGUGUCCCAUAGUAACGAGUGUCAGCGUUACUCUUCGCGCCUCAACGAGCACAGCAAGCAGGAGCAGCUUCUGAAAGCGCUGCUGCUGGCUGGACUCUACCCCAACCUCAUCCAGGUGAAGAAGGGCGUUGUGGUCAAAGGGGGGCGCUUCCGUCCCAACCGCCUGUCUUUCCACACGCUUAGUGGCCCAGUCCUGCUUCACCGUUCCUCCGUGAACAGAGGAAACGAGGAGCUGCCUUGUCGAUGGCUCACCUUCUUUGGCGCCAUCAAGUCCAGCGACUGCGUUUUCAUUCGCGACUCGUCCGCGGUGCAUCCACUCGCCCUGUUAAUGCUCACAGAUUGUGACAUCAAUGAGACAGUAAGUGGAAACACAGUGGAGGUGUCCUUCCAUGGGCGCUCGCUCGUGCGCUGUCAGCUGGCGGCCGACACGUGGGAGCUUCUGUGGGAGCUGCGCACGUCUAUUCAGGCCAUGCUCCUGCGCAACCUCAGCAACCCCAGGAACGCAGCCACCCACCAGGACCAGGACGGCAAGCUUGUCUCACUGCUGGUAGAUCUGCUCAACGACACCGACCAGACCGCGUGGGCUCAUAAUGACAGCAGCGACACCGAGGUGGACUGAGGACGGACAGGCAACAGAAGGUGACGUCGUCGUAUUUAUGGAGCUCUUGAGAUAAUGCAAGUACCCUUUUGGAUGAAUACUUAAAAUAUUGAACUAUUCAGGGCUCCACAUUGUCCAGUCUGGGGAAAAAAAUCAUGAACUUGUUAUGCAACCCCAUAUGUAUUGCUUUAUUAGAAGCAGAAGUGUGUUGAUGUUCAUUUGUAAAUAAAAUUACAUCUGACUGACCUAA